Messenger RNA from Seriola dumerili (greater amberjack), 2089 nucleotides. It is a transcript of the gene slc5a8, whose product is annotated as solute carrier family 5 member 8. The record is from RefSeq and is a predicted model, not a curated record. Gene Ontology annotation, molecular function: organic acid:sodium symporter activity. The transcript has 17 exons. Gene Ontology annotation, biological process: sodium ion transport; propanoate transmembrane transport. Gene Ontology annotation, cellular component: membrane. Bases 1 to 1851 code for a protein of 616 amino acids. NCBI's taxonomy places the organism in Eukaryota, Metazoa, Chordata, Actinopteri, Carangiformes, Carangidae.
AUGUCAGCGGAAUCUCUGGUUGCUGGCUCCUUUGUGGUAGCAGACUAUGUGGUCUUUGCUCUCAUGCUGAUGGUGUCCGCUGCUGUCGGGGUCUACUACGCCUGGGUGGACAGGGGCCAGAGAAGCUCCGGGGACUUCCUAAUGGGGGGCCGCAGACUGACGGCCCUGCCUGUCUCCCUGUCCCUGACCGCCAGCUUCAUGUCAGCCAUCACAGUGCUGUCAAAUCCAGCCGAGGUGUAUCGCUACGGAGCCAGUAUUGGAUUUUAUGGUCUCUCCUAUGUAAUGACGAUAGUGUUCACAUCUGAGGUCUUUCUUCCAGUAUUUUACAGACUUGCUGUCACCAGCACGUAUGAGUAUCUGGAGCUACGUUUCAAUAGAGCAACCCGUCUGCUAGGAACUCUGCUCUUCAUUGUGCAAACAAUUCUCUACACUGGAAUCGUCAUUUAUGCCCCAGCUCUAGCUUUAAACCAAGUAACUGGUAUGAAUCUGUGGGGUGCAGUCAUCUCCACAGGUGUGGUGUGUACUUUUUACUGCACAAUGGGUGGUCUGAAGGCAGUGGUGUGGACUGAUGUCUUUCAGCUUGGUGUCAUGCUUGCAGGUUUCCUGUCUGUCAUCAUCAGGUCCGUGGUCUUAAAAGGUGGAGUCUUCCCCAUCAUUUCAGAUUCAGAACAAGGAGGGAGACUCAAUUUUUGGGACUUUGACACAAACCCUCUGAGAAGACACACUUUUUGGACCAUAACCAUUGGAGGGACAUUUGUUUGGGUCAGUAUCUAUGGGAUCAACCAGGCCCAGGUUCAGAGAUAUAUCUCCUGCAAGAGCCUCGGUCAUGCCAGAGUAUCUCUGUACAUCAACCUUUUAGGCCUGUGGUCCAUCUUGUUAUGCUCAGUUUUUGCAGGAAUGUGUCUCUACUCUGUCUAUAAGAACUGUGACCCAUGGACAGCUGGCCUGGUUUCUGCUCCUGAUCAGCUGAUGCCAUAUUUGGUGAUGGACAUCUUGGGAGACUAUCCUGGCCUUCCUGGACUAUUUGUUGCAGCAGCAUAUAGUGGAUCUCUAAGCACAGUGUCUUCCAGCAUCAAUGCGCUGGCUGCAGUGACGGUGGAGGACCUGAUCAAACCGUACACUAACAUGUCUGAGAGACACCUGUCCUGGAUCUCUAAAGGACUGAGUCUCGUAUACGGGGCUUUGUGCAUCGGAAUGGCUGGACUAGCUUCACUCAUGGGCGGGAUUUUGCAGGCAGCCAUCAGUAUAUUUGGGAUCGUUGGAGGUCCUUUACUUGGCCUGUUCACACUGGGUAUCCUUUUUCCAUUUGCCAAUUCCAAAGGAGCUCUGUCAGGUCUUGUGUCAGGGUUGGUCGUGUCCCUGUGGGUGGGCAUCGGAGCCCAGAUAUACCCUCCCCCAUCUGAGAUGACUCGACCCCUGCCACUGUCCACUGAGGGCUGUAACUUCACCGCUACAGACAGCCUCAACUGGACCUCCACGGCUCUGCCAACACAACUAACCUCCAUCACCACAGCCCCAGUACACAACCUUGACAGCAGGCCUGGGCUGGCAGAUAACUGGUACUCUCUGUCCUACCUUUACUUCAGUCCCAUCGGAACCAUAGUAUCUAUUAGUGUGGGGCUGAUAGUCAGCCUGCUCACAAGAGGCUACAGGCUGAAGGUGGAAUCAAGGCUUACACUGAUGAAAGAAGACACAACUCCUUAUUACCUAAUCAAGUUUUUCAAAGACAGAGUCUUGAGACGAACAGGAAAGUUUGACCUGACAAAGGACAGAGACAAAAACUUUGGCAACACAAAUCCUGCUUUCUGUGACACUGAGAUGAACUUAACAAAAACCACCAUUCCCACAUGAAAUGAUACACAUUUUCUAGAUUUGUUUUUUGCAUUUGUUGCAUGUUCUUAACACAAAGGAGGAGUCAUAUUCAUAUAUUAUAGUCUAAUACAAGAAAUGUCAGGAAAAGGAUUUAAAUUUCAAGAAAGAAAUGUGUGAUUUAUAACAAAUCGAGAUGCCACUGCUUUAAAAAUAUACAUAUGCACAAUAUUUAUUUUUGUUCUCUGUCAUAUUAUUAUAUCAUGCCAUUUAAACAUGU